AUGGGAAUACAGCAAUGCACUUCCUUGCGGCACGCGCCUGAACUAACCGACUACAAUAGCAGCUCGCUUUCAGCCUUGCCCGUCAUUGUAGAAGAAGAUGACCCGUAUGCGGAGGCUGUGCGCGUUAUUUCGGAUGCAAUUAAGCGCCAAGCCAAGCGGAAUGCCCGUAACGGCCAUGAAAUGCUGAAAUCAAAGGCUAAGGCCUUUGAAUCUCACGAAAAGGCUCAUGCAGGGCACUUCUCAGGGAAGCUGGCAGAGCUCGACUCCAAGUUGCAAGAAACCGAGGAGAAAGUAGAAGCAACUGAGAAGCAAAUAGAUGAAGAGAGGCUGCGCCAUGCGAAGGCGAAAGAGCACAUAGCGGAAAAAGUUCAAGAGGAACUCAGCGCACUGCAGGAAGAAGAAGAAAAAGCCAUCGAGCAGCAGCAUAGGGCAGAGUCUACAAUACAAGCAGCGGAAGCUGAACUCCACAAGGAAGAGGCAGAGGUGGAAUCCGCGAGACAGCACCAUAAAGAAGCAAUCCGUGAAGCCAACAAGGAGGAGAAAGAAAUCCAAAAACUUGUAGAGAAGGAGAAGCAAAAGGAAUUAGAGGAUGAAGAGGCAGCAGAUGCCCGAGAGGAAAGUGCGGAAGGUAAAAGGAAAGCAAAAAUAGGCGUAUCGAGCUCAAAAUAUCAUCUAGGUCCCGCUUUCUGCAGCGAACUCACUGCAUCCGGCUGCCCCUUUGCUGGCGCCGGUACUGAGGACUGCAAGGCUUAG
Messenger RNA from Cyclospora cayetanensis, 753 nucleotides. Its product is annotated as golgin subfamily A member 6-like protein 22. Bases 1 to 753 code for a protein of 250 amino acids. NCBI's taxonomy places the organism in Eukaryota, Apicomplexa, Conoidasida, Eucoccidiorida, Eimeriidae. The record is from RefSeq and is a predicted model, not a curated record. The transcript is spliced from 3 exons.